Molecule: messenger RNA, 360 nt
Organism: Diversispora eburnea
Lineage: Eukaryota; Fungi; Glomeromycota; Glomeromycetes; Diversisporales; Diversisporaceae
Source: the annotation of a GenBank genome assembly
AUGUUAAUUGUACCUAUAAUCGACCCAUCGCUUGUAUCUCUUUCCGGACUACGGAUUGGAUGUGGGUUUUUGCGUGGCGGUUUCUUUUUGUUAAUAAUGAUAGUAGUGGGAGGAUUAGGUGGAUCGUUAGGUGGAUCAUUAGGUGGAUCAUUAAGUGAAUUAGAUAGAUUAGGUGAUGGGAUGGGUGAUGGAUUAGGUGGUGGUGGAUUAGGCGGAUCAUUAAGAUUAGAAAGAACAGGAGAAUUAUCAUUAUUAGGAAGAUUAUGUGGAUCAGGUAAAUCAUUAGGAUUAGAAAUAAUAGACGGAUUAAGAUUCGAAAGACCGAAAGGAUUAGAAAUAUUAGAGGAAUCAGAUUCAUGA